Molecule: messenger RNA, 2694 nt
Organism: Brassica napus (rape)
Lineage: Eukaryota; Viridiplantae; Streptophyta; Magnoliopsida; Brassicales; Brassicaceae
Product: WAT1-related protein At3g28050
Exons: 7
Coding region: 276-1325 (349 amino acids)
Cellular component (GO): plasma membrane
Molecular function (GO): transmembrane transporter activity
Source: RefSeq, a predicted model, not a curated record
CUUCACAAGUGUGCGUCAGUACACAUUUGCCUGAAAAUCUAACUUUCACCCACUCACACUAUUAGCACUUUCUUCCUUUUCUUCCCCAAAGAAAAAAACUAAACGACUCUGUUUCUCAUCUUUACAUCUCUCAUUUCAAAAAAAGAAUCACUUCUUCGAAUCUCCACAUCUACACGAUAAAUAACAGAGCGAGGAAGAGAGAAGAGCCGAGAGAGUAGAGAUGACGCGAAAAAUAUUUUCAGAGAGAGGUGUUGCCGGUGACGGCGCUGGUAAUAAUGGAAUGUGCCAACGUGGGCUUAAACACUCUGUUCAAGGCAGCCACUUUACAAGGCAUGGGGUUCCAUGUCUUCAUCGUUUACUCUUAUGGUCUCGCUGCUCUUCUUCUCCUUCCUUCUCUUUUCUUCUCCUACAGAUCAAGAACGCUUCCACCGAUGAAUUUCUCAAUUCUCUACAAAGUCGUGCUUCUUGGGUUAAUUGGAUGCUGCUCAAACAUAAUGGGCUACACAGGCAUUAACUAUAGCUCUCCAACACUUGCUUCUGCAAUCAGCAACCUCACUCCUGCGUUCACCUUCUUGCUGGCCAUCCUUUUCAGGAUGGAGAGUGUAUCUUUCAAGAGAACAAGUAGUGUGGCUAAAAUGUUAGGAACCAUAGUCUCCAUUGGAGGAGCAUUUAUUGUGACUCUUUACAAUGGUCCUGUGGUGAUCAAUAUGUCACCACCGUCCAUUUCUCUGAGAUCGCAAUCUCCAAACCACGAUUGGAUCAUUGGUGCGGGUUUUCUUGCCGUCGAGUAUUUCAUGGUUCCGUUGUGGUACAUUGUUCAGACUCAAAUCAUGAGAGAGUAUCCAUCCGAGUUCACCGUUGUUUGCUAUUAUAGCUUUGGAGUGAGCUUUUGGACCGGGCUGGUCACGUUGUUCACUGAAGGGAGUGACUUGAGUGCAUGGAAGAUAAAACCAAAUAUAGCUUUAGUAUCAAUCGUUUGCUCGGGAUUGUUUGGAUCUUGCAUAAACAAUACAAUCCACACGUGGGCGUUGAGGAUCAAGGGACCUUUAUUCGUUGCAAUGUUCAAGCCUCUGUCCAUUGCCAUUGCCGUCGCAAUGGGCGUGAUAUUCCUCCGGGAUUCUCUUUACAUCGGCAGCUUGAUAGGGGCAACGGUAAUAACCAUCGGGUUUUACACGGUGAUGUGGGGCAAAGCUAAGGAAAUGGCCUUAGUCGAAGAUGACAACAAGGCUAACAACGAGGAUGCUAACGAAGCUGACCUUGAUUCUCCAUCAGGUUCACAGAAGGCUCCUCUCUUGGAAAGUUACAAGAACGAUGAGCAUGUAUAAGUAUCAUCAACCAGUUAAUACAGCUCUCUAUAUUUGUGUUUGUGUAUGAAAAUUUGAUAUGUAAAAGUCUUUUAAUUUAUUUGACGAUACAAAUGUGAUCUUUAAUUUUAGGAAUCAAAUUUCUUCUAAUCACAAUUAUAUAAUCUAGUGUACGCAUAACAAAUCAAUGAAUUUUAGAUGACAAACAAAAUAAUUAUGUACAAUUCAAUAGUGUAUGUUUGGCAGAAGAAUGACUUUUGUUCAAUUUAGCUGGAAAUUGUUAAAAAUGAUUCGGAUUCGCGUAAUCAUUGUCCUUUCAGAUACCUUUUUAAUCUAGUGAAUCGAAUAGUUUGAUAAGCCUAACCACUUAAGUUCAGACCAAUCUUUUUCUGCUUUAGUUAACUAUUUUGUUUCCAUUUACGAACUGUCUGGUGAAUGUUUUUGAUCUCAGCUUGAUAGGGGCAACGGUAAUAACCAUCGGGUUUUACACGGUGAUGUGGGGCAAAGCUAAGGAAAUGGCCUUAGUCGAAGAUGACAACAAGGCUAACAACGAGGAUGCUAACGAAGCUGACCUUGAUUCUCCAUCAGGUUCACAGAAGGCUCCUCUCUUGGAAAGUUACAAGAACGAUGAGCAUGUAUAAGUAUCAUCAACCAGUUAAUACAGCUCUCUAUAUUUGUGUUUGUGUAUGAAAAUUUGAUAUGUAAAAGUCUUUUAAUUUAUUUGACGAUACAAAUGUGAUCUUUAAUUUUAGGAAUCAAAUUUCUUCUAAUCACAAUUAUAUAAUCUAGUGUACGCAUAACAAAUCAAUGAAUUUUAGAUGACAAACAAAAUAAUUAUGUACAAUUCAAUAGUGUAUGUUUGGCAGAAGAAUGACUUUUGUUCAAUUUAGCUGGAAAUUGUUAAAAAUGAUUCGGAUUCGCGUAAUCAUUGUCCUUUCAGAUACCUUUUUAAUCUAGUGAAUCGAAUAGUUUGAUAAGCCUAACCACUUAAGUUCAGACCAAUCUUUUUCUGCUUUAGUUAACUAUUUUGUUUCCAUUUACGAACUGUCUGGUGAAUGUUUUUGAUCUCAGCUUGAUAGGGGCAACGGUAAUAACCAUCGGGUUUUACACGGUGAUGUGGGGCAAAGCUAAGGAAAUGGCCUUAGUCGAAGAUGACAACAAGGCUAACAACGAGGAUGCUAACGAAGCUGACCUUGAUUCUCCAUCAGGUUCACAGAAGGCUCCUCUCUUGGAAAGUUACAAGAACGAUGAGCAUGUAUAAGUAUCAUCAACCAGUUAAUACAGCUCUCUAUAUUUGUGUUUGUGUAUGAAAAUUUGAUAUGUAAAAGUCUUUUAAUUUAUUUGACGAUACAAAUGUGAUCUUUAAUUUUAGGAAUCAAAUUUCUUCUAA